AUGUGUUGGGAGUUCAAGGACGCAUUCACUGAUUGCCCUGUCGACUGCUCGAGAUGGAAGACCACUGAGAAGAAUCCUGCCUAUGGAUAUAUUUGCUCUCAGUUCGCACUUACGAGACAGCAUUGCAAGAAACUAGCUCGCGCUAUCCUUGGAGAAAAAGCAGGAAAGUGUCCGGAUCAUCGACCUUUUGGCCGUUCGCAGAUACAAGCUUCAGGCCCGAAUCCGGAUCCUGGGGGGCCUAAAGAAACCCCAAACUCGAACAGUAACCAGCUUCAGAUUGGAUCACACCAGAACCCUCAUUCUGCUCACCAAACCGCAACGCAGACGGAGUUUCGAGGUGGAUUUCAAUCUAAUCUGUCGCCUCGACAGCAAAGGGGUGUCUGGCACAAUCAAGCUUCGAAUCUGAUAUAUCCAGAUAAUAAUGGAGUCCCACCCUUAGGGACAUAUGAUCGUUCUUCCCUGUCACCUGACCCGCCGGACCUAGUAGUAGUUUCGUCCUCAACAGAUCAGCAAACAAAUUAUCCACCGGAAAGUCCAGAGCAUGCGCAAGGUACAUUUACAAACCAUUGGUCAACAUCUAAUCAUCCAAACCAAGGACAUUCAAGUCAGGAAAAUCGUCGAAAUCCAAAGCCGCGGAAGGAUAUUUCAAAGAAUGGAGGCAGAAAAUUUUGA
Molecule: messenger RNA, 672 nt
Organism: Botrytis byssoidea
Lineage: Eukaryota; Fungi; Ascomycota; Leotiomycetes; Helotiales; Sclerotiniaceae
Exons: 3
Coding region: 1-672 (223 amino acids)
Source: RefSeq, a predicted model, not a curated record